Ilyonectria robusta is the source of this 1238-nucleotide messenger RNA. RefSeq lists its product as uncharacterized. NCBI's taxonomy places the organism in Eukaryota, Fungi, Ascomycota, Sordariomycetes, Hypocreales, Nectriaceae. The record is from RefSeq and is a predicted model, not a curated record. Bases 51 to 1238 code for a protein of 395 amino acids. Gene Ontology annotation, biological process: regulation of transcription by RNA polymerase II. The transcript has 3 exons. Gene Ontology annotation, molecular function: DNA-binding transcription factor activity, RNA polymerase II-specific; zinc ion binding.
GAAUAAUUUUCACAGUCGACGUGUCCACACAACCAGACAACAAUCCAGGCAUGGCUUCGACUUGCCCAAAAGAGGUUCGAAAGCGCAGGCCUAUGCGGAGGUCGAGAUUUGGCUGCCGCAAUUGCAAGCUCAGAAAACUCAAGUGCGACGAAAGCAAACCACAGUGCAGCAGAUGUAGUUCAUUUGGAGUACGAUGCAACUUCAUGUCCAAUGUUCCAGAUCUGCAGCCCGUCGCCGACGACUCAUUAAGGUCAUUCGUCGCUCAAGAAAGAGCAGGGCCUCAAGCUCCUCUCACCAGUGCUGUCUGGACAUCUGACGCGUCAACAUCUUAUCAGUUGAAUGCAAGGUGUCAAGAUUUCAUAAUCCGCUACCUAGCACGAAGUCUCAUUACUCCAGAUGACGCGAAUAUGAUAAAAGUCAAUCGAAACCUCAUGACACUAGCCUUCACCCACCCUUUCUUGAUGCACGCCUCUCUAGCGGUGGCGCUUGCAUAUGACCGCCACCUGAAUAGCACAUCAAGCUGUCGUCGCAGUCUGGAAGAGUGUUAUCACUGGUCACAAGGCACAGCCCUCUUCAACAGACGGCUACGUGAGCCAAUUGACACAAAAGCCAAAGAUUCAAUAUGGGGCACCGCGGCCGCUCUGGCUGUCUUGAGCUUUUCGUCCCCUGAUGCGUGCACACCGGAAGAAUCGUGGCCCCUAAGACCUUCUGAUCCUUCUGACUUGGAAUGGUUGCGUAUGGGCAAGGGUAAAAUGUCACUGUGGCGCAUAGUCAACCCUCUACGACCGGAUAGUAUUUUUUGUGUCAUGGCGUCGACCUACGCUGAAAUGAACUCGCCCCUGCCAGAGAAAGGCAUCUAUGGCAUACCAAGGGCCUUGGCUAUCGCGUGUCAUCUUGAAGACUUGUCUACCGCAGAGAACAAUCCGUAUUUCAAUGCUGCACACGCGAUAUCCCAGAUCCAGCAUCUCCCGGAUAGCCAAGUCACAAUAGGUCAAACUGAAGUCUUCACACGCAACAUACAUGGUCCAUUCGAAUCCUUGCUGCGAGGAAAAGACCCUGUUGCACUAUUGUUGCUGUAUCUAUGGUAUCGCAAAGCAGGUCGUAGUAUGUGGUGGAUGGAGCUUAGGGCCAGGGUGGAAUGUCCUUCUAUAUGCUCGUACCUACAGCUACAUCACAAAGGAUACAGUGCUGUACAGGCAUUUCUUCCUGGAGGCCCUCUCGCUGAUAGAUGGAGUUAG